AUGGGAGCUAUCAGCGUCUGCGCCUUCAGCCUCCUCUCUGCCUUGCUACUCCUGCAUUAUUGCCUCCUGGCACCUUCUGCUGUUAUGGUCUCCAAGGAGAGGAUCCAAUCAAGAAAGCUCUUGCAGACCGUACUCGUCAGCUCAGACUCAGAGAAAGCGCGACGAGAGGUGUUCAGGCAGCGGCUAAGGCGGCAAACAAGGUUCCUGCCGGCGCCGCCGAGGCGUCUGAUAACGUGA
This is a messenger RNA of Miscanthus lutarioriparius, 237 nucleotides long. The record is from the annotation of a GenBank genome assembly. Lineage: Eukaryota; Viridiplantae; Streptophyta; Magnoliopsida; Poales; Poaceae.